Vitis vinifera (wine grape) is the source of this 758-nucleotide messenger RNA. Its product is annotated as disease resistance protein RPV1-like. Gene Ontology annotation, biological process: signal transduction. The coding region runs from base 112 to 567 and encodes 151 amino acids. The record is from RefSeq and is a predicted model, not a curated record. The transcript has 2 exons. NCBI's taxonomy places the organism in Eukaryota, Viridiplantae, Streptophyta, Magnoliopsida, Vitales, Vitaceae.
AUUAUAAAAAGCUGGCCUUUUGAUUCCAAAGUAGUCUGACCACUUUACUGAAAGAGUAGAUCGAAACUUCAAUGGCAGCUCACAAGAAAAUCACAAGAAACUUCUGGGCACAUGAAGUACGACGUGUUCCUGAGUUUCAGAGGGGAAGACACCGGCAAAAGCUUCACUGACCAUCUUCAUAGAGCUCUGUGUCAAAGAGGAGUCAAGACUUUCAUGGAUGACAAGCUCAGUAGAGGGCAAGAGAUCUCUCCAGCACUUGUAAAAGCAAUCGAAGAGUCCAGAUUCUCCGUCAUCGUUUUCUCUGAAAAUUAUGCUUCUUCAACAUGGUGUCUGGAGGAACUUGUCAAGAUUAUUGACUGCACCAAAGCGAUGGGACAUGCAGCUUUACCAGUUUUCUACAAUGUGGAACCCUCUCAUGUGAGGAAACAGACAGGGAGUUUUGCACAAGCAUUUGCUAAGCAUGAAGAGGUUUAUAAGGAGCAGAUGGAGAAAGUGAUCAAGUGGAGAGUGGCUUUGACUGAAGCUGCCAAUAUUUCUGGAUGGGAUUCUCUAGAUGGGUAUUUUUAACUGCAAUUUUUUUUUCCUUUGCCUUUUAGGUGCAUGAUGUAAUGAUGCUGAAACUUUAAAGCUUGCAUAGCCAUAUAAAAUUGGAAAUCAUAGGAUGAUCAAUAGAGAGAUUGAUCCAAGAUGAUUGACUUAAACCCAUGUAUGGAUUAAGUUGUAUUUUGCUGCCUGUGACUGAAUGAUGUUUAGAUGAA